Messenger RNA from Gymnogyps californianus (California condor), 1911 nucleotides. RefSeq names its product phosphoinositide-3-kinase regulatory subunit 6 (gene PIK3R6). Gene Ontology annotation, molecular function: 1-phosphatidylinositol-3-kinase regulator activity. The record is from RefSeq and is a predicted model, not a curated record. The transcript is spliced from 14 exons. Gene Ontology annotation, cellular component: phosphatidylinositol 3-kinase complex, class IB. NCBI's taxonomy places the organism in Eukaryota, Metazoa, Chordata, Aves, Accipitriformes, Cathartidae. Gene Ontology annotation, biological process: positive regulation of MAP kinase activity; G protein-coupled receptor signaling pathway.
AUGUUGUACCAAAGAAUGGUCAUUUCCGAACAAAGUCUCAAAAGCGACCCGUACCCUUAUCAGGAAAAGAUUUUCAUCUUUGCUGAUCCAGAGCUGCUCUCUGAAGCCAUCUGCAACGCACUGGUCACCGACACGGAGGCAGCUCAGGUCUCCCAGAGCCCCCGGGCAUGCAUGUGCUAUGUGAUCAUCCAUACCAUGCAGGCGGCCCUGGGCGAGGGCUGCGACAUCAGCGGCUUGAAGGCAAGCCUCCAGGUUAUGCCCACGAGCAACGUUGAGCACUGGUUCCGGCAAGUGGUGGCAGCAGUCGAGUGUGCAGGAAACGAGGCGAGCGCAGACCGUGGCCAGCAUGCAGCGAGGCUGGAGAAGAUUUAUGGCGCCGUCCUCAGCUCCUUGCAAGCAGGUGAUGCUCCCCUGGGAGGGCUGCAGGGUACCCCUCUGCCCAACCCCAACAUCAGCUUUCACCUCUGGACAGAAGACGACCAGCUCUGGAAGGAACUGGUGCUGUUCAUCCGCCCGCUGUCGCAGAGCUGCGAGCCUGACUGCCUAAGCCAGGACCUGGACAACUUCGAGAUCCAGGACAUCAUUUCGGACUGCGAGUGCUGCGAGCAGACCCGCUUCUCCGUGCUCUCCACUGACAGUGGCAUCGAACGAGACCUGCCCACGGCAGUUGAGGAGCCCUUCGCCCCUUGCAGCGCCGAAACGGAGCAAUCCCGGCUCCACAGGAAGGGUGGCAUUAAAAAAAAGCCAUCACCACUGGAGAGCGUGGCCUUCCUGCAGGCUGGCUGCAACAGUCCUGGGGUGAAGCCCCCAGCGAAGCUGCAGAGGAGACUGGGCAUCCCCCCGGAGCCUGCAGCCCCGCUCCAGAGGCUGCACACUGCCCGCAUCGUGCUGCUGGGGGAUGACCGGAUCCUGGGGCGCCUGGCCCAAGCCUACCACUCUUUGAGGAAACGAGAAACACGUCGAGUUUUCCUGACUCCCAGGCUGAACCUGCAGUUCUACUACAUCCCGGUCGUGACAGGGCAGCCAAACACCUUGGCUGUUACGGACCACGCUGCCACCGGCCAAGAGGAGCUCUGCGAGGUGGCCAGGUACCUGAGCAGAGCCGACCCGUGGUACGAGAGCAACAUCAACACGCUGUGCCACGUGAUUCCCAAGCUGGCCACCAUGCCUUCCUCUCCGAGCAAACAUCUUGUGACUGAUCUGUUCAUCACUGAUGUGAUCGCUUACUACGUUCGCAUGGGCAUCCAGCCUGUCUGCUUCCAGGUCUACGCUGUGAAGAUUUUCUUCAAUGACCCGUCACAGGAGCCGGCCGAGGACGUGUUCCUCACGGAGCUGCGCACCCAGGUGCAGGAGAGCAUCUUCCACAGAGAGUUAAGCAUGACCAAGAAGAAAACGACCCUGGAUGGCCCUGGCAUAGAUCUCACAGUAACAUACAGAAAGGUUGUGGUGAGCGACCGGGCAAAGGAGCUGGCUAUGUCCCUGCGCUCCACAGGUCUGGUGAUGAAAGCCGUACCUGCCGAUGAGGCUGAAGACCUGGUAUGUCUGAAUGUGAACAUCACUGAAAUCAUUAGGAUCAACAACUUGUCGGGACGAUCGUUCUCAUGAGACGCUCACUGGGCUCUUCCUCCUCUCUCAAUCCAGGCUGUGGCAAACAGGUUGAAAACACGCAAUAUCAAAAUCAGGAGCACAGAGCAGAGGCCCUUCACGGUGUGUCUGGACAAGGACAGCAGAAGAGCCUACAGGAACGUGAUCAGCGUGGAAGUGUCUCCUUGCCUAGAGCCCAGCUACUGCUUGCAAAAGACAAGGACAAUGAAAUUCAACCUGCACGAAACAGAAGAUGUGGGGCUUGUGAAGUACAUGCCCAAGUCUCUGCUGUUGCCUAUCAACACAUUUGCAGGCGUCAUCCAAUGA